UGGAGCACAGGCUUCGUUGAACGACAUGGCGCGCCACCAAUCAUUCAAAAGUGAAAAAUAAUAAGGUUUUAUUUAACCUUUUCAUAAAUAUAACAUAUUUAGUGUACCUGCACUAUCCGGUUUGACAGCGAAGCAUUGGUAAGAACACAACAAGGGAUGGAGACACUCACCCAAAGUUCUGAGGUUCGCCUGUCAGUGGGCCAGUGUUUUCGCACAUUGAGCAUGUCCUCGGCCCAGGACGACGUUAUCGGUGCUCUCCAAACACUCAACUCUCUCUUGGACACACAGGGGCACAAUUCUGGCUCCUCUGUUCACCAGCAAGAGUUCAGACGAAGUCAUUAUACCCGGACACUCCAGUUUCUCAUCAGUCACAUCCAAGCAGACUGGCUUCACAACCUUACAGAAACCCAGUGCACUCAACUAUGGGACCGUUUAUUUAUUCAUGGUCCUCCAGAACAAGCACUUCUUGUUCUUAUGGAGGGGAUUGCACAAUUAAGCCCUAGCUCUAGCCUGGACCACUUGCUGAGCAUCACUGAGACCUUUCUUCAAAGUGGCCGGCUCACUGACCUACUGUGGUCCUAUUGUUUAGGGACUGGCCCCGCUGACUCCCCACAAUUCAGAGAGGCGCUGCUCGGACGUAUAGCAGCCCUUCCAGACCACAUGGCCAACAAAUUACAACUUAACAACAGGACAUUGUUUCUUCCACAGAAUUAUUACCCAUUAUUGGCUCGAGAGAUUCUCACAGCUCUGGAGAGGACCUGUCAGGCACUAAAAGGUGGUUCUGACUGUUCUUUGACAUUUGUUGCCCAGACCCUUGGAAAAGUUUGUAUCCAGGGCCACAGUGGUUUAGUGAUGGCAGUGCUGGCUCCACAGUUGUCAAAACACACUCGUACUGAUAUGGUGUGGCAAAGGGUUUGUUGGAAACUCACUGAAAACGUGCCACACCGUUGGACUGACAGUGUGCUUCCUCAGCUGGUGCAGGCUGUUCCCGGACCUGGUGCUUUGGGCAGAAUCAUUGGAAAUCUGGUUGUGUCAAAUAAAAAGGCCCAGUUUGUGAUAACUCAUAAAAUGUUGUUGUUACAAUACAAAUAUGAGACACAGGUCCUUAGGGUUGUCUUGGGUUACCUUGCAGCAGACAGGGAACGAAGACCGCUGCUUCUACAAGUAUUACGGUCUCUCUGUCAAGCAUGGGCCAAUCCCAGUGCCGUAAGACAUACCCCACUAGAACAACAGAUGUAUAUUAGCAAGGCACUACUUCUUAGCGUUGGUUUGCUGAAUGACUCUGAGCUGAAGGAUUUACGUUCAGAAAUGAAGACUAUUCCAAUGCGAGAAAUUACCAGGAAACUGAAGAUUUCCUACAACGAGUUGCUUCAGUGUUUGCUGGGAGGCAUGCAGAGUCACCUCGACAGCAGCAUGGUGCAGAUUCGGCGCAUAGGGAUGGUGGUGGGCGAGUGCUUGAGCUCUCGUAUGGAUAUAAAUGGGAUAAAACUCAAAUUUGAGUAUGAUGCAGAUGACGAUACACAGGAGCUCUUAUCUUUGAUGACACCCGCAACAGAAGAUGAUCAAGAUCCUGAAUAUCCUACACGAAUGGAUUCACAAGACUUGUGUGAAGAGAAAACUUCUUCUAUAGCUUCCCAAAAUGAGUGCAGCCCCCCAAAAUCAAAAGACUCUGAUUUGGAUAGUGAUGAUGAACUGACUCCAUAUGACAUGUCUUGUGACCAAAAGCUAAGCCAGUCUUCCCCACCUCGCUACUUGCGUGACUGUAUUGAGAUUUUAACUUCUUCUGAUGAUGCUGUACGGGUGGAACUCAGUUUAAAUGUGGCUGAGAAUUUGGUACGGAAAAACCCAUUUGCAACCAAAGAGAUUAGUGUCCAGAUGACCAAAGUGCUGAUUCACAUAGAAAACAAAUUCAACAUUGAUAACUUCCUAGCCCUUCGACAAGCAACAAUGGUGGCACUCACUGUUACUGACUGUAUACCUGUGAGUCAGUAUUUGAUUACAGAGUUUUAUUCCCUAAACUAUAGUCUUCGCCAGCGCCUUGAUAUUUUGGAAGUCCUUGCUCUGGCGGCUCAAGAGCUUUCAAAGUCAAUCAGUAACAAAACAGACACUUGUAUGAGUGUGGUCUCCACCUCUGAUUUGACUCUGUACCCUGGUGAUAACCCUGAGCAAUGGAGACAAGUCAUAGAAAAGCGCAUUCAAAGCAAAACUAAGCGUCUAACAAAGGGAUCCACUCACCCUCUCAAAGCUGCUCCAAACCGCUAUGCCCCAGUUGCUGGUUAUUUCUUCUUCCCUUUGCUCAGAAAUUAUGACAAGCCACAAGUGACGUUUGACCUUCUGGGCAGUGAUCACCUUAUACUGGGCAGGUUGAUCCACACUUUAGGUCUUUUCAUGCACCUUGCUCUUAAUGCUCCUGUAGCUGCACAAAUGGGAUGCGCAUUGCUGGACUUUGUGUGGACUGUUCGGUAUCACUCUGAGCAAACAGUGAGGCGAGGUGUCCUCUUUGCUGUGUGUGCAGUGUUUUUAAGCAUGCCCACUCAAAAUCUGCUGUUGGAUCUUGGUGAUCAGCUUUUUGAGACUAGAGCUUGGUUAGCAGAUGUGGCUGAAGGGGAUGCAGAUUCUGACUGCCGUAAUUUGGCAAUACAGAGCCUGGUUCUGUUGGAUAAGGGCCUUAAAAAACAGCUGCAAGAUCCUCAAGCUCUGAGUCUUGAGUCAUAACUUAGUCGGAUUUGAAUAUGUCCUCAUUGGAACUAUUUACUGAUGGAAAUGCAUGAUCCCAGAAACAGUAGGAUGUUCAAUCAUUUCCAGGUGCUGUGGAUUUUUCAUAUCCUGAAGACAGCCACCCAAAGGAAUAGCAUGACACAAAUGUUUUUCUAUGCCUAAUCCAUUACAAUAAACUAUAACAUAUUGCAUUUUGUAUAUUGUACAAAACUGAAAACCAUCACAUAUUGUAUUUUAAAUAAAAUCAUUUAUUGUUUUUAAAA
Messenger RNA from Boleophthalmus pectinirostris (great blue-spotted mudskipper), 2981 nucleotides. RefSeq names its product TEL2, telomere maintenance 2, homolog (S. cerevisiae) (gene telo2). Gene Ontology annotation, biological process: telomere maintenance via telomerase; protein stabilization. Lineage: Eukaryota; Metazoa; Chordata; Actinopteri; Gobiiformes; Gobiidae. Gene Ontology annotation, cellular component: cytosol. The coding region runs from base 157 to 2715 and encodes 852 amino acids. The transcript is spliced from 22 exons. Gene Ontology annotation, molecular function: telomeric repeat DNA binding; Hsp90 protein binding. The record is from RefSeq and is a predicted model, not a curated record.